AUGUCGGGCUCACCUCAAAUCUAUCGUGCAAGCACUACUGCCCCUGUCAACAUUGCUGUGAUUAAAUACUGGGGCAAACGCGACACGACGUUAAACCUCCCUACAAACUCAUCCCUCUCCGUGACUCUCUCUCAAAACUCUCUCCGUGCUCACACCACUGCCUCAGCAUCAGAGUCCUACUCUGGCGACGAUACCCUCAUUCUCAAUGGAGAACAGGAAGACAUCAAAUCCUCCAAGCGCACACAAGCUUGUCUGAAACACUUGCGUUCGCUCCGAGCAGAUCUCGAGUCUAAAAAUGCAAGCCUUCCCAACCUGUCCCAGUUGACACUUCGACUGGUCUCGGAGAACAAUUUCCCGACUGCGGCUGGUCUUGCCUCCUCCGCUGCUGGCUUUGCAGCACUGGUACGGGCCAUCGCAGAUCUUUACGAAUUACCUCAGUCACCAGAAGAACUUUCUCUCAUUGCUCGACAAGGCUCUGGCUCAGCCUGCAGGAGUCUCAUGGGUGGCUUCGUCGCCUGGAGAGCAGGGACAAAAGAGGAUGGAAGUGACAGUAAAGCCGAGGAGGUCGCUCCAGCUUCGCACUGGCCGGACCUCAGAGCAUUGAUUCUGGUGGUGAGUGCAGAGAAGAAGGGUGUUCCUUCAACUGCAGGCAUGCAAACCACGGUGGAGACCUCGACUCUUGCACCAGCCAGAUUCAGAGACAUUGUACCGAAAAGAUUGCAAGAGAUUGAGAAGGCCAUUCAUGACAAGGACUUUGAGACCUUUGGUAGGAUCACCAUGCAAGACUCGAAUUCCUUCCACGCCAUCUGUCUUGAUUCCUGGCCACCCAUUCACUACAUGAAUGACGUGUCAAGGGCGGCCAUGAGUGCGGUUGAGACGGCGAACCGAAAAGCAGGCAAGAUCAUUGCGGCGUAUACGUUCGAUGCUGGACCAAACGCCGUCAUCUACCACCUGGAAGAACAUACUCACCUCGUGGCUGGUGUGAUCAAGUCCAUCUUACCUUGGAUUCCCGGUUGGGAAGGUGAAUUCGGGGAGAAGAUUCAACCCAAUGAAUUCGGUGGCUUGGAGCAAAAGGCGUUGAUGACACUCAAAACGGGUGUCAGUCGUGUCAUUUGUACUGGCAUUGGUGGUGCUCCAGAAAAGAUAGAUAAGCAUUUGGUGGAUGAGGGUGGUAAGCCAGUGUCUCUGUAG
Messenger RNA from Exophiala bonariae, 1191 nucleotides. RefSeq lists its product as uncharacterized. The transcript has 2 exons. Gene Ontology annotation, cellular component: cytosol. The record is from RefSeq and is a predicted model, not a curated record. Gene Ontology annotation, molecular function: ATP binding; diphosphomevalonate decarboxylase activity. Bases 1 to 1191 code for a protein of 396 amino acids. Lineage: Eukaryota; Fungi; Ascomycota; Eurotiomycetes; Chaetothyriales; Herpotrichiellaceae. Gene Ontology annotation, biological process: isopentenyl diphosphate biosynthetic process, mevalonate pathway; isoprenoid biosynthetic process.